AUGCUGCAUGAGAUUAAAAGCCUUGUCAUGGAGGAACCAAAGUAUUUGCUGGAUGUUAUUUCUAUUUGAACAAACCUUCGUGGGAGCAAGGGGGAAAAGGAGGGUGUUUCUCAAGAAAACCCAUUGCCUGAAGAAGAGACAAAUAUUGUAGCUAAAAGGCAGAAAAGAGAACAAGUGAAAAAAACGUCUGAGGAAUACCAAGUGGAACCUGGAGAGAGGUAUGUGGUACCAGAGAAGAAGAAUGACCAGGGUUUCCUUAGAAGCAAGACUUUAUUAGAAGACCCAUCCAAAAGCAGUUGAGAGGAACCUAUUGCAAACGACUUCAGUUUCAGAGUUUCUUGUCAUUGUAGUGGAGCAGUUGCCAAAACACUUACUUCACAGGAGAUUGGAAGAGCCAUUGGCAUAGGACUGAUGAAGCAGUUUGGGUGGCGGGCUGAUCUGCGGAACCCCAGUCUGGAGGUCUUCAUACAUCCUAAUGACAUGCAUUUUUUGGUGGGGAUUCCUCUUUUCAGGCUUCCAUGGGCAAACUGAGAGUACAUCAGCACAGCAGGACUGUGGUCAACAAUUGCAUGGGCCAUGGCAUCGCUGGCUGAAAUCAGGUCUGCACUGGCAUUGCUGUUGCCUUCAGAAAGCUUUGAACUGAUUUCAGAUAUUCCAUUUGGGAAGAAGUUCAAGAUCACAAAAGACAUCCAGCUUCUACCAGAUAUUCUCCAGGAAAUGGAGAGAGUACUUCGUGUUGGAGGCACUAUUGUGUUGCUGCUGAGUAAAGAUCUCCACAACCGCAUGGAUGGCAUUACCAGGUGUGCUGAAAAUGAGCCUUCCAAUGCCAUUUCUGAAGGUGCAAGUGAAACCACCUCUGCAAAAGCCUUCAGUAUUGAUGGGAAUUCUUCCUCCGUGGUGAAUGGUGUUGAAGACUCCUUUCUCAGCAGCCAACAGAAACAUUUUGGGUCUCUGGUGCCAGAUGGCAUCUAUGGGGUUAGCCUGGGAAGGACAGAUGCUUUCAUACACAAAUACAGGAAGAUCUCUACUGCUGUGAAUUGGCAGCUCUCCUGCACAGUGCUGAAGUGAACCUGAAUCCUGAUACACUUGAAAAGCAGCAAGGCAGUGACCCAGUGGAACUCUGCUGAUCCAAAUGAACCCUGUGCCACUUGUUAGCUUACCAUGCUUUCUUUGGAUGUCCUAAAGUGUU
Messenger RNA from Calypte anna (Anna's hummingbird), 1189 nucleotides. RefSeq names its product THUMP domain containing 2 (gene THUMPD2). Lineage: Eukaryota; Metazoa; Chordata; Aves; Apodiformes; Trochilidae. Gene Ontology annotation, biological process: tRNA methylation. The record is from RefSeq and is a predicted model, not a curated record. Gene Ontology annotation, molecular function: RNA binding; tRNA (guanine) methyltransferase activity.